AGCAUGAGCUCCUACUUCGUCAACCCCCUGUUCUCCAAGUACAAAGGCGGCGAGUCCCUGGAGCCGGCCUAUUACGACUGCCGCUUCCCGCAGAGCGUGGGCCGGAGCCAUGCGCUGGUGUACGGGCCCGGCGGCUCGGCGCCCGGCUUCCAGCACGCCUCGCACCACGUCCAAGACUUCUUCCACCACGGCACCUCGGGCAUCUCCAACUCGGGCUACCAGCAGAACCCGUGCUCGCUGAGCUGCCACGGAGACGCCUCCAAAUUCUAUGGCUACGAGGCGCUCCCCAGACAGUCCCUUUAUGGGGCUCAGCAAGAGGCGAGCGUGGUGCAAUAUCCCGACUGUAAAUCCUCCGCCAACACUAACAGUAGCGAAGGACAAGGCCACUUAAAUCAAAACUCGUCUCCCAGCCUCAUGUUUCCAUGGAUGAGACCCCACGCUCCGGGGCGGCGCAGCGGAAGGCAAACUUACAGCCGGUAUCAGACCUUGGAACUAGAAAAGGAGUUUCUCUUUAAUCCUUAUUUGACACGAAAGCGUCGGAUUGAAGUCUCUCAUGCCCUGGGACUGACUGAGAGACAAGUGAAGAUCUGGUUCCAGAACCGAAGGAUGAAGUGGAAAAAGGAGAACAACAAGGAUAAACUGCCCGGAGCCCGAGAUGAGGAGAAGGUGGAGGAAGAAGGAAACGAGGAAGAGGAGAAAGAAGAGGAGGAAAAGGAAGAAAACAAGGACUGAGCAAAAAAGAGACAUCCCCCCCUCCUUCAGCAACUCCCUUGAAGUUUCAUUUUAUGGUAGCAGAUAAAUUGAGAAGUUUACGACUGUCAUUUGCUUUUAUAGAGAAUAGAAUGACACUCACAACUCUAACUACCUGUCAGAUACUUGCAGCUCUGGUUUUAUUACCUUUGGACUUCCCCCCAUCUUUAUUUGUUUGGGGGCUGGAGGGGGGAGACUGAGACACAGCGAAAAGUUCCGAGUCUCUGUCUCAGUCGUUGCCCCAACACACACACUUCUCCCUACCCCCACCCUUCUUAGUCUUGCCUGGAUUUUAAGGUCUGAGACCUGGCCCCCUUUCCCCUUCUCCCGGCCCCUUCUUGCCACGCUGCCACCUCCCUGCUUCUCUGGUAUUUAUUUUAGAGGGGAGCACCCUCAAAAUGCUGAAGAAGACUCGUGGCUUUGUUUUCAUGCUAGGAUUAGUGUCUUAGAUUGACUUUUUUUCCCCAAAGGACAGAAAAAGUGAAGGAAGGAAAGAAAAGAAAGGGAAGAUGUUCAAAGACAUUUUUAAAAUGAUAGCAAGGAAUAUCCCUUCUCCCUCCCUGGGGGGUCCCCACUUAGACCCCCUUGACUUUCUCUACGAACCUGAUGGAAACCUGAAGGAGACGAGGUCUCCCCCUCCCCCCUCCCUUUUCACGGGGUAGAAAGGCGCCUGCCUGCAGUUGCCGCUCAGAUCCUACCUAGCCAUCCCAUGGUCACUCGGGCCCAUGCCUUCCUCCCCUUCAGCUGUCUAAUUCCUGUUGUUGGGCCCAGCUUCCUCUGAGCUGCACUGGUAUAAGCGCUCAGAAAUCGCCAUAAUCAUGAAAAUAAUAAUACUGAUAAUAAUCAUAGUAAAUCUUUAACAUACUACCUAAAGGGAACCUGCAAUAAUCUUGAAAAAAUAAAAAAGAGAAAUUUAAAAAAAAUCCUAAUACAGGAGAAAAAAAGAGAAAAAAUUUAAAAUAAAAAAAAAGAAAGAAACCUCCA
Messenger RNA from Budorcas taxicolor (takin), 1734 nucleotides. RefSeq names its product homeobox C8 (gene HOXC8). Bases 4 to 732 code for a protein of 242 amino acids. Gene Ontology annotation, molecular function: RNA polymerase II transcription regulatory region sequence-specific DNA binding; DNA-binding transcription factor activity, RNA polymerase II-specific. Gene Ontology annotation, biological process: regulation of transcription by RNA polymerase II. The transcript is spliced from 2 exons. The record is from RefSeq and is a predicted model, not a curated record. Gene Ontology annotation, cellular component: nucleus. NCBI's taxonomy places the organism in Eukaryota, Metazoa, Chordata, Mammalia, Artiodactyla, Bovidae.